This is a messenger RNA of Nestor notabilis (Kea), 1530 nucleotides long. It is a transcript of the gene KLC1, whose product is annotated as kinesin light chain 1. Gene Ontology annotation, cellular component: kinesin complex; membrane-bounded organelle; cytoplasm. Lineage: Eukaryota; Metazoa; Chordata; Aves; Psittaciformes; Psittacidae. The transcript has 11 exons. Gene Ontology annotation, biological process: axo-dendritic transport. Bases 1 to 1530 code for a protein of 509 amino acids. The record is from RefSeq and is a predicted model, not a curated record. Gene Ontology annotation, molecular function: kinesin binding.
AUGUAUGAAAACAUGUCCACAAUGGUGUAUUUAAAGGAAGAGAAAUUGGAGAAGCUCACUCAAGAUGAAAUCAUUGCCAAAACUAAGCAAGUGAUCAAUGGACUAGAGGCCCUGAAGAAUGAACACAAUUCAAUUUUACAGAGCUUACUUGAAACACUGAAAUGUUUGAAGAAAGAUGAUGAAACUAAUCUGGUUGAAGAAAAAUCAAACAUGAUUCGAAAGUCACUGGAGAUGCUGGAGCUUGGCCUUAGUGAAGCACAGGUAAUGAUGGCCUUGUCAAAUCACUUAAAUGCAGUGGAAUCAGAGAAGCAGAAAUUGCGUGCUCAGGUUCGCCGGCUAUGCCAGGAAAACCAGUGGCUACGGGAUGAACUAGCCAAUACACAGCAGAAACUACAGAAAAGUGAGCAAUCUGUGGCUCAGCUGGAAGAAGAAAAGAAACAUCUAGAAUUCAUGAAUCAGUUGAAAAAAUAUGAUGAUGAUAUUUCACCAUCAGAGGAUAAGGAUACGGAUUCCACCAAAGAGCCUUUGGAUGACUUAUUUCCCAAUGAUGAAGAUGACCAAGGACCAGGAAUUCAGCAGCAGCAUAGCAGUGCAGCAGCUGCUGCCCAACAAGGUGGAUAUGAAAUUCCAGCACGAUUAAGGACCCUUCAUAAUCUUGUUAUUCAGUAUGCUUCCCAAGGCAGAUAUGAGGUUGCUGUACCUCUCUGUAAACAAGCUCUUGAAGAUCUGGAGAAGACUUCAGGUCAUGAUCAUCCUGAUGUUGCCACUAUGUUGAACAUACUUGCUUUGGUGUACAGAGACCAGAACAAAUACAAAGAUGCAGCAAAUCUCUUGAAUGAUGCCUUGGCUAUCCGUGAGAAGACUUUGGGCAAAGAUCAUCCAGCGGUGGCAGCAACUCUAAACAAUCUUGCAGUACUUUAUGGUAAACGGGGAAAGUACAAAGAAGCUGAACCGUUGUGUAAGCGAGCUCUGGAAAUCCGGGAAAAGGUCCUGGGGAAGGAUCACCCUGAUGUUGCUAAACAGUUGAAUAACUUGGCUUUACUAUGCCAGAACCAGGGUAAAUAUGAGGAGGUUGAAUACUACUAUCAGAGGGCACUGGAAAUUUACCAAACCAAGCUGGGACCAGAUGAUCCAAAUGUUGCAAAAACAAAGAAUAACCUGGCAUCCUGCUAUCUAAAACAGGGCAAAUUUAAGCAAGCGGAAACUUUAUACAAAGAAAUUCUUACUCGUGCUCACGAACGGGAAUUUGGCUCUGUAGAUGAUGAAAAUAAGCCUAUUUGGAUGCAUGCAGAAGAGAGGGAAGAAUGCAAAGGAAAGCAAAAAGAUGGCACAUCUUUUGGAGAAUAUGGUGGCUGGUACAAAGCUUGCAAAGUUGACAGUCCAACAGUAACAACUACCUUAAAGAACCUUGGGGCGCUUUACAGACGACAGGGCAAGUUUGAAGCUGCUGAAACAUUAGAGGAGGCAGCAAUGAGAUCUCGUAAACAGGCAAGUAUGAAAAUUCUCCUUAAUGAUAUGUCUGCAUUGUGA